Molecule: messenger RNA, 1468 nt
Organism: Pollicipes pollicipes
Lineage: Eukaryota; Metazoa; Arthropoda; Thecostraca; Pollicipedomorpha; Pollicipedidae
Product: calumenin-B
Exons: 8
Coding region: 134-1093 (319 amino acids)
Cellular component (GO): endoplasmic reticulum
Molecular function (GO): calcium ion binding
Source: RefSeq, a predicted model, not a curated record
GAAACCAAUAUUCGUUGUCCAGGCCGGGCCUCGGUCCAGACCGCUAGGCGUGACCGGCUGAAUUAAUUUGGUUGUAAACAGCACCGUCCGGCAUUUGGUGUGAGCUGGUUGUUCGACUUGUGUGAGUGCCAAAAUGAAGUGGAUGCUGGUGCUAGUCCUGUGCCAUUUGGUUCUUGUAAUACAUGCUGAAGAUGAGGAGAAACAUGAAGGAAGAAUAAUAGACAAGAAACUGAGUGAUGCUGAUCACUUUGAGGGUGAUGAACAUAAUACGGACUACGACCAUGAUGCCUUCCUUGGCGACGAGGCCGAGGAAUUCAACGACCUGACCCCCGAAGAAAGCAAGGAAAGAUUAUCGCUGAUUGUGGACAAGAUUGAUGUGGACGGAGAUGGCAUGGUUUCGGAAGAAGAGCUGAUUGGUUGGAUAAAACAAGCACAAAAUAGGUACAUGGAGACAGAAGUAGAAAGACAAUGGGAGGCGCACGCACCGGCGUCGAAGCAGGACAAGGAACAUAUCACGUGGGACGACUACCAGCAGUCGACGUACGGGUUCACGGGCGAGGCCCAGGAGAACGAGGAGGGCGACGCGGCCGCGUACCAGCGCAUGAUCGGGCGCGACCAGCGCCGUUGGAACGCCGCAGACGUGGACAAGGACGGCAAGCUGUCGCGGCUGGAGUUCAGCACCUUCCUGCACCCAGAGGAGGUGGAACACAUGCGCGACAUCGUUGUUUUGGAGACCAUCGAGGACAUCGACAAGAACAACGACGGCAAAAUUACCGUCGAUGAGUAUAUUGGCGACAUGUUUGACGAGGCUGACGGAGCCGAACCUGACUGGGUGCAGCACGAGCGCGAGCAGUUCAAGACGACGCGCGACACGGACGGCAACGGAUACCUGGAUGCCGACGAGGUGCGAGCCUGGAUCAUGCCCUCCGACUACGACCACUCGCUGGCCGAGACACAGCACCUGGUCCACGAGGCGGACGCCGACGGCGACGGCAUGCUCAGCCGCCAGGAGAUCCUCGACAAGUACGACCUAUUCGUCGGCUCGCAGGCCACAGACUUCGGCAACGCGCUCUAUAGUCACGACGAACUUUAGCGGCGGCCGGCCGCGCUUGCUCGCUUGUUUUCGUGGGGGGGGGGGGGGGGGCGCCACCAGCGCCGCGCCAGAUCUGGGCCGAGGUGACUGCGGCGCUCGCGCUCGCGUUCGGUACGGACUCGCCGCGGGGCGGCCGGCGCCCCUUGCUGGCAGUGGUAGUCCAUAUAGGAAAGAAAGAUUCUCACGCCUGUUCCUGCUUGUGUGGAGGGGGCGCACGUCGCACGUGGGUGCCGCGCUGCCAGGAAAUUCACCUGGCGCUAUGGCUGAACUUUUUGAAUACAGUCAGAAACGUUAUGCUUAUUAAGUUAUGGGAAUGUUUGUCACGUCUGUGCCAAAUCUGCUGUUUAUACCUUUGACAAAUAAAGUUUUAACGAC